Entelurus aequoreus (snake pipefish) is the source of this 5981-nucleotide messenger RNA. RefSeq names its product POU class 2 homeobox 2b (gene pou2f2b). Gene Ontology annotation, biological process: regulation of transcription by RNA polymerase II. The coding region runs from base 829 to 3096 and encodes 755 amino acids. The record is from RefSeq and is a predicted model, not a curated record. Gene Ontology annotation, cellular component: nucleus. Lineage: Eukaryota; Metazoa; Chordata; Actinopteri; Syngnathiformes; Syngnathidae. Gene Ontology annotation, molecular function: DNA-binding transcription factor activity, RNA polymerase II-specific; RNA polymerase II cis-regulatory region sequence-specific DNA binding. The transcript has 16 exons.
GAGUGAGCUGCUGGGCUUCCCAAUACAUAGGCGAUAUAGAUAGAUAGAUAUAUAAAUACAUUAAAAAAAAAAAAUUGAAUAUAACGAGAAAGACACACAGGCGGAUGGACGGACGUAAUAUAGGCAAGUGUUGCGAUUAAUCUUUUUUUUGUCUCUCUCUCUCUCGGUGUAUUUAUUUAUUUAUUUAUUUAUCGAUUGAUUUUAAUUAGUGUGUGACACGCGGGAGGGAGGAGCGUCAGGAUCAGGUGUGUGUGUGUGCGUGCGCAGUUUUGUUUGUUUGUUUUCGCCUUUUUAACUAAUAAAGCUUUUUUUUCUUCCUCCCAAUUAAAAAAAAAAAAGCUGCGCGUUAGCCGGCGCGCACAUGAAUGUGUUAGCAUAUAGCAGCGAAAUAGUCAUACCAAAUAGCUCCAAACCAAAUGUAACCGCGCGAAAUAAGACUUUUGUAAGUAAAAGGGAAAAUUGUUUUGUUAUCGCUGUGCUUUAUUUACGCUACUAGCCGAAGCUAACUGACUGUUUUCAUGCCUUUUGGGCGCUUGAGUACAAGAAGACGCGUGAACUUUCCCACCGAGUCGCUCCUCCGUCCGUCUGUGUGCCUCCAUUAAAGAAAGAACUCCAUUCUAUGCACAUUGAUGCCGGGUUCAAGUCAAUAAAAGACCAAAAAAAAAAAAAAAACAAGUGCCGGGCUGCUUUCAUGUGUACGCACCAAGCGAGCCGCCUCCACAAAGCCGAAGACACCCGCGAAGACUCCCCGGCGGACGCAUCCCGCCGUCCCGCCGUCGCAUUGUUAUUAUUUGCGCCCAAAGAAGAAGAAGACGAAGAAGGAAGACCAUGUUCGUCCCCCUGCCGGUGCCGUUCGUGUUUCAGAGAGCUGCCCCCGCAGACCUCAGCGCCUGGCGUCUCAAGUCCCCCCUGGCUCUGCGCUCCAACUCCGAUGCCAGGAUGUCAAGGCCAGCUGAGGUUGACAAACUAGGGGCUGACUCACCACUGGACAGCACAGAAUCAGAGCGCAAUGGAUCUGAAUCGAAUCACCAGGCCCAGUCAAUGAAGGUUAAUCCAUUCUCCCUGUCGCCAAGCCUCAGCAGCAGCAAGAACAAGAUGGAAGAGUGUGGCGACAUGACACACUCCCACGGCCCGACCCCCUCCCAGACGGCCCUGCAACACACGCAGCUCAUGCUGACCGGCUCCCAGAUCGCAGGGCUCACGGCUCUGUUGCCGCCGCAGCAGCAGCUUUUGUUGCAGCAGGCCCAAGCGCAGCUCCUGGCCGCCGCCGUGCAGCAGUCCAGCGCAGCGCACGCCGCUCACGCCGCCCACGCUGCCGCCCAGGCCAAUCAGCAAGCUCAGGCGGCCGCCGCGGCCAAUCAGCAAGCCCAGCAGCAGCAGCAGCAGCAAACGCAGCAGGCGGGACAAACCGGCCAGCAGCAGGCGCAGGGUCAGGGACAGAACACGCAGGAACACACUGCCCAAAGCGUCCCUGCCCCGCCUCCUCCGCCCCAGCUUACCCUCUCUCAGCCAAUCCAGCUCACCGCCCAGGACAUCCAGCAGUUGCUGCAGCUCCAGCAGCUGGUUUUGGUUCCCGGGCACUCACUCCCGUCUCCUGCCCAGUUCCUCCUCCCGCAAGCGCAGCAGGGACAGCAAGGACUCCUGUCGACACCAAAUCUUAUUUCGCUACCUCAACAAAACCAAGGGAGCCUGCUGUCUGGUCCAGCUAGAAUGGGACUGCAAGCACAGCGAGACAAGAGCAUGGAGAUCAGCGGCGGAGUAGGAGGCAUGACGACGGUGUCGUCUGUGACCGCUCACGCCGAGGAGCCCAGCGACUUGGAGGAGCUGGAGCAGUUCGCCCGCACUUUCAAACAGAGACGCAUCAAACUGGGCUUCACGCAGGGAGAUGUGGGCCUGGCCAUGGGGAAGCUGUACGGCAACGACUUCAGCCAGACCACCAUCUCUCGCUUCGAGGCCCUCAACCUGAGCUUUAAGAACAUGUGCAAGCUGAAGCCGCUGCUGGAAAAGUGGCUCAACGACGCAGAGACCAUGUCCAUGGACAGCACCCUGCCCAGCCCCAGCUCACUGUCCAGCCCCUCGCUGGGCUACGACGGGAUGCCCGGCCGCCGCAGGAAGAAGAGAACCAGCAUCGAGACGAAUGUACGCAUUGCCCUGGAGCGUGCUUUCUUGACGAACCAGAAGCCUACCUCAGAGGAGAUUCUGCUGAUUGCUGAGCAGCUCAACAUGGAGAAGGAGGUGAUCCGGGUGUGGUUCUGCAACCGCCGGCAGAAAGAGAAACGCAUCAAUCCCAACAGCGCCACCCCUCCCCUGCCCAGCCAGCCCGCUGUGACCCCGCCCACCCACAAGGCCCCGUGCUACAGCCCUCACAUGAUAACCAGUCAGCUGUCGCAGGCGGUGACCAGUCUGAGUAACACAACGGCGGCGACCACCAUCUCCUCCAUCUGCCCUCUGACCUCCAGCCUCACCUCCCUCACCUCCAGCCACCCUUCCUACAGCUCUUCCCCUUCCCCGGUGACUCCUCCCCUUCCUCCUCCUCCAGCUGCAGCUCCUGUUGGUCCUCCGCCCCGCAGCACGGUCAGCCCCGCCACUUCCAGCCACGGCACACUCAAUCUGAACGCUGGCUUGUGGCGUAUGGGGAAAAAGAACGGCGACAUGGCGAGCUACAUCACCGACUUUGCUGCAAACCUGAGGAACACUGUGAUGGGGGUUAACACAGGGAUGAACCAAGCUCUUCUCGGUAACAAUCCCCUCGCCACUAUUCAAGCCCUAGCAGCCAGUGGUGGCCAGCUGCCUCGUUCUAGUCUUGACUGCGGCAGUAAGAUGAUGCUGGGGGCGUCGGGCGGCCAGGCGGGGGGCCUGGCGUCCUCCCUCUUCCUCAACCACCCCGCCUUCCUUCACAUGGGCCAGAACCCCGGCGCCGGACUGGUCAGCGCGGCCGUAGCCAAAGCCUCCCUGCCCUCCCCCUUCGCCCCUUCGGCCAGCAGCAUCAGCCCCUCCCUGUGCUCCCCUUCCCCCUGCUCGAGCCCCGCCUCCUCUUGCUCGUCCAUCGAAAUGGCACACAGCCCCCCCUCUCUGGGCGGGGCCAAGAUGGAGUGACGGCGGCCAGUGAGCGGCCAAUCAGCGAGGAGGGGGAAGAAGGAAGGAAGUAAGAAUCUCGCCUUUCACACCAAAGCUAGCUCUUCUCGUCUCUUGUGCUCUUCUUCCGGCACCUCUUCACGCCGUUCGUCCUUCCCUCGCCGUCUUUCGAUGCCAAAAACCCACAGAAUGAAGGAGGGAGGGAAGGGGGGAGGGAUCGAAAGGGGGCGGAAAUGACGGGAAGACUGAAACCAAAAAUUCUUUAUCUAGCCAAAUAGUCAGCACGGCACCUCUCCAUCCACAGCAACAGUGACUCUUUAAGACGAGCAGAGAAGCCUAAAACCAAAAAUGACUAAACGUGGCAAAGAAUUAAAAAAGGAGGAGUCCUUUUUUUUUUUUUUACUUUAAAAUGCUGCGGGUCUGACGGGAGAGAAGGAGAAGUUUAAACCAAAAAUAUAACCUAAGAAGAAGAAGAAGAAGGUGAGGAGGCGGCGGCGGUGAUGGAACACACAAUGACAAAAAAAAAAAAGACAAGACAACCAUACCAAAAUCCCAAAUACCAAAAAUACGGAGAGAAAAGCUUUAUUCAAAAAGGACAUGUAAAUAAAUACUGAAGCUAUCCAGGACCAGGACUCCACUGCUAAACAUCAUCCCCAUCAUAAGCGCGAGAUAGCAUAGCGUCGCUUUCUACUCAUUUACAAGCACUACUCAUCAUGCCGUGUCAUCGUCACCAUCAUCUUUGUCACCUUAUCACCCUUUUUUACCCCGGGGUCAGAGGUCACGCUCCAAACGUGCUCGUAAUCAAAAUGGGCGAGUCAGCGCCGUAACAGACAAAACUCACGGGACAUUGCGGCAGUACAGUAGGAAGGGGAUUCUUACGGCCCCAUUCGCCAGAGUUUACCCGACACAUGAAACGGGACAAAUUAAAGGGGAGCACUAUACACUUUCGCCGCCAGACUGCAGUAGAGUGUUGAAUUGCUUAAAAUGGGCUUUGUGGCCAUUCCAGUUUUGACCACAGCGUCAGUUGCUUUGCAGAGUGGCGCUUUCCAUCCUUUUCAGCAGACUGCAUUGCAAAAUGAUUAACCCCGAGAUCCACCCACUACUGUAUCGUUCAGGUGUAAGACUUUGCAGGAUCCCUAUACACACAGGCGCUGUCCCGCCUCUGUUGCGGCUCUGAUACCCCCUACCAAGGCGGUCAAUGGCCGUCUCUCCAUUUUGUGUCCGUGCUGUUCAUAUAGAACAACAAAAAGGCGGAAAAAAGCCGGCAAAGAAAUUCCAGGGGUUGUCCACAGGCCCGCCCGAAGGUAAUUUACAACCAUUUUAAUGGGCUUUGACAUAUUUUCCAAAUAAAAUACACACUAAGAACAUAAAAAAAUAAAAGGUUAUGGGAAAAAAAAGUUGAAUGUGUAAAAUGUUACCAGAGUAUUUUGGCAAAAAUAUUUUUACUCACACACAAUUCGCAAAGUAAAAAAAAAACUAUUUUCUUCAGUUAAAAAAAAUAUUUGCUGGUAUAAAAACAAUGUUUUUGUUUCCAGAUGAGCUUGAGCUGUAGUAACACAAAUAGCUGUUAUUCUUAUAGCCAGGUACAAAUAAACACACAGGUCUGGCAUUUGGGCUGCAGUGUUUUUUAAACCCUGAGACACAUCUAGCUCAAAAAAUAGUUUGUUUCUUGUAGAGGCAAAUAUAAUCGUGCGUGGUCUUGGUAUCAAAUUAAAGCAGAGCCGAAUGAUUACAGUAGAAGUGGAGAUGUAUCUUCAGUAACUGAUCAUUGAGUUUUAGCGAUAAAAGAAUGCUACUUGUUAGUGUUAGCGUUCAAAUGAUGCCAAGUAUGUCACAAUCGUCAUCGAAAUGUUACAAAUAUCAGAAUAAGACAGAAACAGCGUGGACAACCCCUGGACUAGACUCUCGUAGAGCAUUGGUUCUCAAACUCCUGUGCAAGCGCCAAUUAGUAGCACAAACAAAAUAUAUAAUAACAAAAAGUGCCGUAGUACCUCGGUUUUUGUUGUUUUUCAAGAAAACCAAAGUAUUUUCCCAUAAAAAAUCAUGUAAAUCCAAUUAAUUUGUUGCAGAAAAUGUCAUCUCAAAAUGUGUUUUGUGUUUAUAUUUGUGUGGUUGUGGUAAAAAGCAAAGAGACUUGUUGUGUAACUGUGUUAGCGAGCAAAGAACUCCAGAGGCAACCAGUGAUGACAUCACUGACGGGCGACGGGGGGUGAAUCACUUCCUGUUUGGGUCGUAACUGCUACGUUUUGUAAUAAAGACACGUUACAAAUACAGUCAAUAUUUAUUGUUAAUGCCACGACAAGACCGAGUCACCAACGCACAAGGUUCUUUGUUUGUGAAAUGAUACACAGACUGGUUUGUUCGGAGUAGGGAGGUAACGAUAAACAUACUCAUGAUAACCACUAUAAAACUGCAGAUGGUUAGUAAUACCGCUUGAAAUAAAAAUAAUCGAAAAACCGUGAAUGAUAAACUCACGGACUGACUAGCGCCAGCUUGCUAGCUCUCUUAAAUGCUAACAUGAAAACAAGAGACAUUAACGUCUUUCAUACCCUAAUCUAAGCUUGUACAUUACAUACAUUACUGUCUGAGCAACUAUUUGCAUACUAUAUUACCACUGACGGGAAAAUAGGAAGGGAACUCUUGGUUAAAAGACUUCUGUGUAUAAGUACUUUUUGAGUACAUUCAACAAUACCACGAUAAUGAUAACCGUGAUCAUGUUGACAAUAACCCUGAUAUGACAUUUUCAUGUCGUUACAACCCCAGUUAGGCGUCAUGUUUCACUGUACGACAACCAAGUCGGUGUCACGGAAACCCCGGCCAACUUUUUAUGAAUGAUUUCGCCAAAAACAAAAGUCUACGAAAAAUGGCCAGUAAAUUGCAGUUCUAUUUUAAUCGUAAUUAAUCUU